AUGAGCAUGGAGGCUGGCGCAGAGGCACAACAAAGUGGUGAAUCAGCUAUCUCAGACUCCGAGGCCCAGCACAUCACCCUGGCUCAGGUGCCCAUAGCAGCGAGCCAGGUGUCCUCCAGCAGUCCCACAGUCACUGUAGUGCAGCUCCCCAACGGUCAAACGGUCCAAGUGCACGGGGUGAUUCAAGCUGCUCAGCCAUCAGUCAUUCAAUCCCCGCACAUCCAGACGGUGCAGAUUGCAACCAUAGAGAACGAAGACUCUCAGGAAUCUGUUGACAGCGUCACAGAUUGCCAAAAAAGAAGAGAGAUUUUGUCCAGAAGACCUUCUUAUAGGAAGAUUCUAAACGACUUGUCGUCAGACUCUCCUGCCGUACCCCGGAUUGAAGAAGAGAAGUCAGAAGACGACUCUGCCUCAGCCAUAACCACCGUCACUAUGCCCACUCCCAUCUAUCAGACCAGCAGCGGCCAGUACAUUGCCAUUACCCAGGGUGGGGCCAUUCAGCUGGCCAACAAUGGCACCGACGGAGUGCAGGGCCUGCAGACGCUGACAAUGGCCAACGCUACUGCAGCCCAACCCAGCGCCACCAUCCUGCAAUACGCUCAGACCAGCGACGGGCAGCAGAUCCUAGUCCCUAGCAACCAAGUAGUCGUACAAGCUGCUUCUGGUGACGUCCAGACCUAUCAAAUCCGCACAGCUCCAACCAGCGCCAUUACUUCCGGGGUCGUCAUGGCAACUUCACCUGGACUGGGGACAACCGGAGGAACGGAGGAAGUGACACGUAAAAGGGAGGUCCGAUUGAUGAAAAACAGAGAGGCGGCCCGAGAGUGUCGUAGGAAGAAGAAGGAGUACGUCAAGUGUCUGGAGAACCGGGUUGCCGUGCUGGAGAACCAGAACAAAACCCUCAUUGAGGAAUUAAAAGCCCUUAAAGACUUGUAUUGCCACAAGUCUGAGUAAAGACUCAGACCCCCUGAGGGGGCGGGGCUUGGCAGGCUCCACCUCAGUAAAGACUCAGCUCUGAGCAUCUGUAAGCCACUCCUCCUUUUCUACUCUUCUGCUUUCUUUUUUUUUUUUUUUUGUAAAGUGCUGGUAUUUUUGUGAAGCAACUCAAGAGUGUCGUGGGUUUCCCGUCAAAGUGUGGGCCGGCGUUCCGAACGAACGCACAGAAGACUUCGAACUGUUUC
Messenger RNA from Nematolebias whitei (Rio pearlfish), 1181 nucleotides. Its product is annotated as cyclic AMP-responsive element-binding protein 1. The transcript has 7 exons. The record is from RefSeq and is a predicted model, not a curated record. Gene Ontology annotation, cellular component: nucleus; ATF4-CREB1 transcription factor complex. The coding region runs from base 1 to 954 and encodes 317 amino acids. Gene Ontology annotation, molecular function: cAMP response element binding; protein binding; DNA-binding transcription factor activity, RNA polymerase II-specific. Lineage: Eukaryota; Metazoa; Chordata; Actinopteri; Cyprinodontiformes; Rivulidae. Gene Ontology annotation, biological process: regulation of transcription by RNA polymerase II.